Lolium perenne is the source of this 1091-nucleotide messenger RNA. RefSeq names its product expansin-like A1. The record is from RefSeq and is a predicted model, not a curated record. NCBI's taxonomy places the organism in Eukaryota, Viridiplantae, Streptophyta, Magnoliopsida, Poales, Poaceae. Gene Ontology annotation, cellular component: extracellular region.
UCUCUCAACUUCAAGCAACGCGCAAGAAAAGAAAACCAAGAUGGCUGUCUCUGUCCUCUCUUCCUCCAUUCUCCUGCUCCCGCUCCUCUGCCUCCUCUCGCUCGCCUCCGCCUGCGACCGCUGCGUGCGCCACUCCAAAGCCGCCUACUACACCUCCUCCCUCACCCUCGCCGCCGGUUCGUGCGGGUACGGCACGGCGGCCGCGUCCCUCAACGGCGGCCUGCUCGCCGCGGCGGGCCCGGCGCUGUACCGCGGGGGCGUCGGCUGCGGCGCCUGCUUCCAGGUACGGUGCAAGGACAAGAAGCUCUGCAACGCCGCCGGCGCCAGGGUCGUCGUCACCGACCGCGCCAGGACCAAGUCGAACCGCACGGACCUCGUGCUCAGCAGCCCGGCGUUCGCCGCCAUGGCCCGCCCCGGCGUGACCAAGCGGCUCGCCAGGCUCCGCGCCGUCGACGUCGAGUACAAGAGGGUGCCGUGCGAGCACGAGGGGAAGAACCUCGCGGUGAGGGUGGAGGACACCAGCCGCGCGCCCAACGAGCUCGCCGUCAGGUUCCUCUACCAGGGCGGCCAGACCGACAUCGUCGCCGUCGACGUCGCGCAGGUCGGUUCGUCGAACUGGAAGUUCAUGACACGCGACCACGGCCCGGCGUGGAGCACGAGCAUGGCGCCGCCGGGGCCGCUGCAGUUCAGGAUCGUCGUCACCGGCGGGUACGACGGGAAGUGGGUGUGGGCCGAUAAGGAGGUUCUCCCUCGCCGGUGGCGCGCCGGCGAGGUCUACGACACCGGGGUACAGAUCACGGACAUCGCGCAAGAAGGCUGCUUUCCUUGCGACACGCAGGAGUGGAGGUGAAAGUGAGAGCCCAGUAAACAAACUUGUGCAACGAGCCAAAGAAGAAGCUGCCUCCUCGUUUUGGCUGGGGUUUGAGCAGAGAUUAGUUUACUGACACGUAGGGUCCUGAAUCCUGACCCCUCGGCAACUUCUGCUGCUGAAUUUUUCCCUCUUCUUUUGCGUUUUGAUGUUUCCCCGACUCUUCUGUACUGUACAUAUACAUGAGCUGAUGACGUGAGGAAAAGUAAUUAGUAGCAUAGCA